AGCCCUGCACUUCACCACAGAUCGUCACAAAUGGGUGUAGAUGAGGGGAGUGAUCUGUUAAAAAGUGUGUUAACAUUACCACAAUUGCUGAUGUUGUAUAUCUCUACGAUUACUUUAGAACUAGUCUCGGAUUAUGGUACACGGGAUUACUUAAUCCGUGACGCAGCAGAAUAACAAAACAGUGCGCCAUCCGCGUCGCAGCCAGUUUGAUGACACACACUGGCAAGCAUGUUGCGUCUGUCUGUUGUGAGGCGGAGUCUCUUUCCAGCGACACUUAUCAAAGGAGGUGCGGCUGCAACAAACAAUGCUCGCACUGCAGCGACAGCCACAGCUGCAGCCAGUAACCUCCUUGAGGUUUUUGUGGAUGGGAACCCCAUCAUGGUGGAGCCAGGAACCACUGUCUUGCAGGCAUGCGAGAAGGUAGGAAUGCAGAUUCCUCGCUUCUGCUACCAUGAGCGCCUGUCAGUUGCUGGAAACUGUCGUAUGUGUCUUGUGGAGAUAGAAAAAGUUCCUAAGCCAGUGGCAGCUUGUGCUAUGCCAGUCAUGAAGGGCUGGAACAUUUUAACCAACUCUGAAAAGACAAGAAAGGCCAGAGAGGGUGUGAUGGAGUUCCUACUGGCUAACCACCCAUUAGAUUGUCCAAUUUGUGAUCAGGGGGGAGAAUGUGAUCUACAGGACCAGUCAAUGCAGUUUGGCAGUGAUAGGAGCCGCUUUACAGAGAGCAAAAGAGCAGUGGAAGACAAAAACAUUGGCCCUCUCAUCAAAACCAUUAUGACUCGCUGCAUCCAGUGCACUCGCUGCGUGCGCUUUGCCAGUGAGAUUGCAGGUGUGGAGGACCUGGGUACAACUGGCAGAGGCAAUGACCUGCAGAUCGGGACCUAUGUGGAGAAGAUGUUCAUGUCGGAGUUAUCUGGGAAUGUUAUUGAUAUAUGCCCAGUGGGAGCCCUGACAUCUAAACCAUACGCAUUCACUGCUCGUCCUUGGGAGACAAGGAAGACUGAAUCCAUUGAUGUUCUGGAUGCUGUGGGUAGUAACAUUGUGGUGACCACACGCGGGGGUGAGGUGAUGAGAAUCCUGCCUCGUCUAAAUGAGGAUGUUAAUGAGGAGUGGAUCUCAGACAAAACCAGGUUUGCUUAUGAUGGACUCAAAAGGCAGAGGCUUACUCAGCCAAUGGUAAAAAAUGAGUCUGGGCAGUUAGUUCCCGCAACCUGGGAAGAUGUGCUGACUCAAGCUGCUGGAGCAUUGCAAGGAGUUCAAGGAAAUGAAGUUGCUGCUAUUGUCGGAGGCCUGGUGGAUGCAGAGGCUCUCAUUUCCCUGAAAGAUUUGCUGAACCGUUUGAAUAGUGAAAACCUGUGUACUGAGGAGGUGUUCCCAAUAGCUGGAGCUGGAUCUGACCUGCGUUCAAACUAUCUUCUGAACACUGGGAUUGCUGGCAUUGAAGAAGCUGACUUGCUGCUUCUGGUUGGCACAAACCCACGCUAUGAGGCUCCACUGUUCAAUGCACGGAUCAGGAAAAGCUGGCUUCACAAUGAGUUGCAAGUGGCUCUUUUGGGAAAGGAAGUGGACCUCAAUUACAGCUAUGACCAUCUUGGGGAGUCUGCAAAGGUUCUGCAGGAAAUUGUGUCAGGAACUCAUCCGUUUUCCAAGGUCUUGGCUGAGGCAACGCAUCCUGUUGUUGUGGUUGGAAGCAGUUGCCUGCAGAAAGAGGAUGGAGCUGCGAUAAUGGCUGCUGUGUCAACCAUCGCUCAGAACGCACGCGUCAGCAGUGGUGCAGAGAAAACCUGGAAGGUUCUCAAUGUGCUUCACAGAGUUGCCAGUCAAGUGGCUGCACUUGAUCUUGGUUACAAGCCAGGAGUGGAGGCUAUCAGAAAGAACCCUCCCAAAGUCCUGUUCCUACUAGGAGCCGAUGCAGGCUGCAUUACUCGCCAAGACCUCCCAAGGGAUAGCUUCAUAAUUUAUCAAGGUCACCAUGGCGAUGUCGGGGCACCAAUGGCUGACAUCUUGCUUCCUGGAGCUGCAUAUACUGAGAAAUGUAGCACCUAUGUGAACACCGAGGGCCGUGCCCAGCAGACCAAAGUGGCUGUAACUGCCCCGGGGAUGGCAAGGGAGGACUGGAAGAUCAUCAGAGCCAUUUCUGAGCUUGUUGGAGUGACUCUGCCUUAUGACACCCUUGACGAAGUCCGUCAAAGACUGGCAGAGGUUUCCCCAAAUUUGGUGCGAUAUGAUGACGUUGAGGAGGCCAACUACUUUAAGCAGGCUAAUGAGCUGUCUAAGACAGUUGACAAGGCUGUCCUCACCGGACCUUUAGUCCCUCCACAGCUUACUGUGAAGGACUUCUAUAUGACAGAUCCGAUAAGCAGAGCCUCCCAGACGAUGGCAAAGUGUGUGAAAGCUGUCACAGAGGGAGCACAAGCUGUGGAAGAGCCAGCAAUAUGUUAAAGCACAAUGGAUAGACAUCCAGUACUUUAAAACAAAAUAUAUACGCACAAAGCUGCAAUUUGCACAUUUCUAGAAACCCAUUCAUUUGCACUGUUUUAUAAUAGAUGUAUUAUCAUCUUUACAUAUAAUGGACCUAACAUACUUUACUAACCUGCAGAAAUGUGUAUGUGCUCCUUGCGGAGUGAAAAGCUUAGGGUUUACCACAUUUCCAAAGAUGCACCUUAAUUGUUUUCUUUUAGGAAGUUGACAUUUUUAAUAAGUGUGAAUUAUCGACGGUUUAAAAAUGAUUAUGCUUCAAAUGUAAGUCAAGUAUGUUGUUUUGUAAAAUUACAAGUUUCACAUGUAGAGAUUAUAUUUUCCUUAAAUAUGAUGUGUAUAGUUACAGAGGUAUUUGGAUAAUAUUUAACAAACCAGUUUUAUGUAGCAUGCCUGAAUUUUUGCAAACCCUUUAUUUUACUUUGUGCUGUUAUUUAUAUAAAUAAAAACACUUUAAAAGUGUGAAAAUAUAAA
Molecule: messenger RNA, 2949 nt
Organism: Eleginops maclovinus (Patagonian blennie)
Lineage: Eukaryota; Metazoa; Chordata; Actinopteri; Perciformes; Eleginopidae
Product: NADH-ubiquinone oxidoreductase 75 kDa subunit, mitochondrial-like
Exons: 19
Coding region: 229-2439 (736 amino acids)
Biological process (GO): ATP synthesis coupled electron transport; cellular respiration
Cellular component (GO): membrane
Molecular function (GO): NADH dehydrogenase (ubiquinone) activity; iron-sulfur cluster binding
Source: RefSeq, a predicted model, not a curated record